CACCCCCACCUCUCUCUACUCCCUCCCCCCACUCCUCUCCACCCAGCCUCCUCGUCUCCUCCGUUCCCGAUUAAAUCGCGGUCCAAAACCCCUCCUCCGGUCCACCGCCGCCCCUGCCCCGCCAUGUCGCCGGCCGCUGGAGGCGCCGCGCCCACGCAACCGGCGGCCAGCGCCGCCCUGGCGCCGGCGGCGAUCGCCGCGCCGCCGCCCCAGGCACCGUCACGGGAGAACCCGCGCGAUCCGGCCGAGGGGGCCGAUCCCGGCAAUGCGGCGGCGAGGAAGACGGCGUGGAACGUGCCGCCGCCGCCGCCCCCCGCCGCCGGCGGCAUCAUGGGCGGCGACGAGUCCUGGCCGGCGCUCGCGGACUCGGCUGCGCGGGCCUGGCCCAAGUCCGCCUCCUCGGACUCCCUCUCCGAUGGCUCCGCCCCCUCCGCCCCGGAGGAUUCGAUUGUGCCGCCGCCGCAGCAGCCACAGCGGGUUUCUACUCCGAUCUCUACUGCCCCAAGCACAAGCCCAGGCCCUGCCUCAACCUCUCAUACUCCCAGUGCCACCACCACCACGGCCUCGUCGCCGCGGAACGGCAGCACUAGCCAGCCAAUUUUAGUUCGGCAUGGUGGCGGUAACGGUGGUAACAGUGGAGGGGGCGGCGGUGGCAAUGUGAGUACUCAUAGCCAGAGCACCGGUAAUUAUAGCAGUGAUGGAAACAGCAGUAGUGGUGGUGAUGGUAACUGGAACGAUGGGGGUCUUAGUGGUGGCAGCAACUUGAACUCUGGUGUUCAUAGCGGCGCCAUUGGUGGCAGUGGUGUUGACCAUAAUAGGAGGGUGUUUGGCGGUAACAAUUGGAAUGGCAACGGUCGUGGUGGUGGUGGUGGUGGUGGUGGUAGCUAUAACAAUGCCACCGGGAGUGGUGAUGGGGGAUACAGAUAUAACGGCGGUAGUGGCAGCGGCCACUGGAACAAUAAUGCCCGACAUGGUAGUGGUAACAACAACGGCUUUGGUGGUCGUGGCGGUCGGAAUCGUCGUGACCACGAAAGAGGGAGUAAUUUCUCGCCAAGGAACUAUUCCCGAGCAUUGCCAAUGCCGCAGCAGCAGGGCUAUUACCAGCCUGGACCAUUUCAACGGCCGCCGCCGCAAUCACCUGCUGCUGCCCAUUUUAUGAUGCCACCUUUCGUGUCAUAUGUGCAACCCAUUGCGUACCCCUCUGAUUUACAGGUCUCCUAUCCUUACUAUGUCACACAAGUUGAGCAGCAGUUUCAGAACAUGCAUCUUAUCCGACCGCCAAUGCAGCCUUUGGCGCUUCAGCAAGAUCAAAUAAAACUCCAAAAUGAUAUCCAGCUGCAGAUUGAGCACUAUUUUAGCACUAAUAAUCUUUGCCACGACACAUACUUGAGAGAACGUAUGGAUGAUCAAGGAUGGGUACCUAUUGACUUAAUCGCUGGAUUCCCUAUGUUGACCAGGUUCACAAUGUUGGGAAUAGACACCAACUAUAUACUAGAUUCUAUCCGCGGCUCUGAGUUGUUAGAAGUGCAGGGAAAUAAUGUCCGAAGACGCAAUAAUUGGGAAGCAUGGUUACUCCACAGAGGCCCACCACCUUCAAAUUAGGUACAGUGAAGAAUCAUAUGACGAAACAAGGCUGCUUGUUAUUGCGGGAGAAGCGUAGAAGUGAUUGUCUAUUUGAUCAUGGGCAGUAUCCCGUGAUAAAUGGACCAUGUAUGUACAGCGGGGUUACAUUUUCAGAGUCGGACGAUUUUGUUUGUCUAGGUCGGACAUGAUGGCUGCACUUGAAAAGCGCAUUAAAGAAAAAACAGUAAGGGGGCAAACACAGCAAUAAAUAGGAAAUAAAUCCCAGAAGUGCAAAUUCUUUUUUCUUUUGGCUGUAUAGUUUUGUCUGAAAAAGAAAUUAUCGUUCCCUUGUUGCCAUGGAUGAUGACGUCCUGUUGAUUGUUGUGUAUGAUAUAUGGGGUUUAUCUCACAGGAUUUCCCUAUUGAA
Molecule: messenger RNA, 1990 nt
Organism: Hordeum vulgare subsp. vulgare (domesticated barley)
Lineage: Eukaryota; Viridiplantae; Streptophyta; Magnoliopsida; Poales; Poaceae
Product: la-related protein 1B-like
Exons: 7
Coding region: 124-1602 (492 amino acids)
Cellular component (GO): nucleus
Molecular function (GO): mRNA binding
Source: RefSeq, a predicted model, not a curated record